AUGGGGGUUGUAGUCCGCUCUCCGGCGGAGCUGGCCUGGGAGGCGGGAGGGGCCGCCGAAGCGGGACGUCCUCCGGCUGACCUUCUGACUGAUCCUCACAGCUACCACCUGGUCGGGAUCAGCUUCUUUAUCCUAGGACUGGGCACCCUUCUUCCCUGGAACUUCUUCAUCACAGCCAUCCCGUACUUCCAAGGGCGGCUGGCAGGGGCCAACAGCACCACCGAGACCCUGGGCACCAACCACACAAGCCCUGCAGAUACCUUCAACUUCAACAACUGGGUGACGCUGCUGUCCCAGCUGCCCCUGCUGCUCUUCACACUCCUCAACUCCUUCCUGUACCAGUGCAUCCCUGAAACUGUGCGGAUUCUGGGCAGCCUGCUGGCCAUCCUGCUGCUCUUUACCCUGACGGCGGUGUUGGUCAAGGUGGACAUGAGCCCCAGGCCCUUCUUCUCCAUCACCAUGGCCUCUGUCUGGUUCAUCAACUCUUUCUGUGCAGUUCUGCAGGGCAGCCUCUUCGGGCAACUGGGCACCAUGCCUUCCACAUACAGCACCCUCUUCCUCAGCGGCCAGGGCUUGGCUGGGAUCUUUGCUGCCCUUGCCAUGCUCAUGUCCAUGGCCAGUGGUGUGGAUGCCCAGACCUCUGCCCUGGGGUACUUCAUCACGCCCUGUGUGGGCAUCCUCAUGUCCAUCGUGUGUUACCUGAGCCUGCCCCAACUGAAGUUUGCCCGCUACUACCUGGCUAAGAAACCAUCGAAGGCACCAGGUCAGGAGCUGGAGACCAAAGCUGAGCUCCUCCAGUCUGAUGAGAAGAACAGCAUUCCCAACAGCCCCCAGAAGACAGGCCUGACUCUGGAUCUUGACUCUGAGAAGGAGACAGAGAUGGAGCCAGAGGAACCCCAGAAACCAGAAAAACCUUCAGUUUUCAUUGUCUUCCGGAAGAUCUGGCUGACGGCGCUGUGCCUCGUGUUGGUCUUCACAGUCACCCUGUCCGUCUUCCCCGCCAUCACAGCCAUGGUGACCAGCUCCACCAGUCCUGGGAAGUGGAGUCAGUUCUUCAACCCCAUCUGCUGCUUCCUCCUCUUCAAUGUCAUGGACUGUCUGGGACGGAGCCUGACCUCUUACUUCCUGUGGCCAGAUGAGGACAGCCGGCUGCUGCCCCUGCUGGUCUGCCUGCGUGUCCUGUUCGUGCCACUCUUCAUGCUGUGCCACGUGCCCGAGAGGUCCCGGCUGCCCAUCCUCUUCCCACAGGACGCCUACUUCAUCACUUUCAUGCUGCUUUUUGCUGUUUCAAAUGGUUACCUGGUGUCCCUCACCAUGUGCCUGGCGCCCAGGCAGGUGCUGCCGCACGAGAGGGAGGUGGCCGGCACCCUCAUGACCUUCUUCCUGGCUCUGGGGCUCUCCUGUGGAGCCUCCCUCUCCUUCCUCUUCAAGGCGCUGCUCUGAUGUGCUCCAUCCAGGCCUCCCCCAGCGUCUUCUCUUCGGAGCGGAGACCCAGCACAGGGGAAUGAUGGGAUGGGCUCAAGCCUCUGCUGGGCUGGGGCCCCUAGGUCUGGGGGUGCCUGGAAGAGGCGGGUGCUGUUCUCCUUCCUGGGCCAGUGGCCACCUGGGGUGCUACAAGGAAGAAUUCACCCCCUGCCAUUCAACCCUCACCUGGGAGUGGAGCUGACGCAAAGACAGACUACCUAGAUGCACACAAGACCUCGCUGAAAGGGUAAUGAUCAGGAAAAAGAGGACCGAGGACAAUGGCCUUUCCCCACCAUCCAGAGUGUAUGUGUUAAUCAUGAGAAACCCACUGGCCGAAUGCUGGGGCUCAGAGGCCACAGGUGGGGCCUGGCCAACUGUGUGGCUGGUGUAGCUGCAGCCUCAGAUUCAGAGUGGGAGUGGGGGCCAGCCCAGGGCGGGAGCUCCUCUUCUCUCCAGGCCUCAGCGACCCCACGGUCAAAUCUCUCGGACUCUAGAACAGAGGAUUCCAGGGAAGUUGAGGGGACCAGUGAGAAGGUAUUAGGGAUCUGAGGAUGCUCAAAGGAACCUUGGGCCUCAAACAGUGUUUCCAUCGCCAGUACUUACUGUGUCUACUCCCCAGUGCCCAGCUGGGCCUGGGUCCCGGAACUGCAGUUAGCCUGCAUGUGUGCACUGCACUUUACAGUUUGCAAAGCUCUUCUGCAUCCGCUCUCUCACUGAAGCCACGUUGUGGCCCUUGGAGGCAGGCCGGCAGGGAUUGUUCUCCCCAUUGUACAGGUGAGGAAACUGAGUCCUGAGGGAAGGGGCCAGUUCUUGGUAGAGGCAGGACCCAGCCCCCACCUCCCUGUAGGUGCUGUUCUUCCUGCCCGCUGCCUGCUUCCCUUUUCCGCAAGGGGCUCAAGGUGAGAGCCCUAAGCACUUCCUCCAUCUUUUUGCUUGUUUUUCCCUCUGACCCCGAUCCUGGGUCUAAUAACAACCUUCUUCAUUCGUA
This is a messenger RNA of Hippopotamus amphibius kiboko, 2452 nucleotides long. RefSeq names its product solute carrier family 29 member 2 (gene SLC29A2). The transcript is spliced from 11 exons. The coding region runs from base 1 to 1443 and encodes 480 amino acids. Gene Ontology annotation, cellular component: plasma membrane; basolateral plasma membrane. The record is from RefSeq and is a predicted model, not a curated record. Gene Ontology annotation, biological process: hypoxanthine transport; thymine transport; nucleoside transmembrane transport. Lineage: Eukaryota; Metazoa; Chordata; Mammalia; Artiodactyla; Hippopotamidae. Gene Ontology annotation, molecular function: nucleoside transmembrane transporter activity.